Sitodiplosis mosellana (orange wheat blossom midge) is the source of this 2667-nucleotide messenger RNA. RefSeq names its product protein arginine N-methyltransferase 5-like. The transcript has 5 exons. Gene Ontology annotation, biological process: regulation of DNA-templated transcription. The record is from RefSeq and is a predicted model, not a curated record. Gene Ontology annotation, cellular component: cytosol; nucleus. Lineage: Eukaryota; Metazoa; Arthropoda; Insecta; Diptera; Cecidomyiidae. The coding region runs from base 262 to 2163 and encodes 633 amino acids.
AAAAUAAAGAGGGAGACAAAGAGGGAGAGAACCUUUCAAAUGUCAAAAAAUGACGUUGCUUUGUUUUAACACCGCACUCUGUGUGACAAGUGGAACUCAAAUGUAGCUCACAAGGCCGAGUGUUAACGGUAAUUUAUCCAUUGCCAAAAUUAAAAUGUGUGUUGCUGUCAAACACAUCAGUUUUUGCGUCGCAGUAAAUUGGUAGAUAUCAAACAGCAAACACCGUUUCUGUUGGUGAUUGAUUUUGGAGACACAUCGAAAAUGUUUCGAAGCGAACCAUUGAUUUGUCUUUAUCUUGACAAUGUGCCCGACAUUCAGAAAGCAAUCAACAUGGGAAAAAAGACAACAUACGAUCGAAUUGUGCUACGUGUAGCAACUCCACAGUCUGGACAACGUGGUAACGAUAAAAAUGGAAACAAAAUUAAACCAUUCACACGAUCGGAUCUAUUGCUGAGCGGUGAAGAAUGGCGCAGAAACACCAUUCUAAAAGUUGGCGAAUUUGGUGAUUGUGAAUCACGGUGUAAACACGUUCAAAAACAAUCGAUACGCAAUUUGAAUGAGGAAAUUAAUUGGGCCAAGCAUUUGGACAGCAUUGUGUGUGUCACUAUCACGUUGUAUAACGACGAGUCGUUCAAUAUGGCACGACAAUUGCUGGAAAAAUUCGACCAAGGAGGCUGUGUACUGGCCGAAAUGACAAUCGUCGACAAAUCAUUCUUUACGCAAAACUAUAGCAAAGACGAAAAAACGAUCAAGCAGUCACAGGCCAGCACAAUGGUAUGGCAACGGUGGAACAAAUUCCGUCUGUCCAUCGAUUUUGAUAAAUACUUCAAGAUCGCUUUGGAGUUGACUCCGACCAUGCCAAACGAGUGUGAAUUGCGGCGAUGGUUUGCGGAACCAGUUGAAUUGAUAAUCAUUCCAUCGAACAUGUUUGAGCUGUCAAACAACAAUAAUCAAAUCAGCUUGAAGGAAUGCUAUCGAUAUGUGUGUCAGGAAUUUUGGAAUCAUACCAGUGCCAGUUUUGCUGUUCGUUGCACGUAUGAUGAUCCUUGGAUUGAUAACUACCCGAAAAUCCUUCGUAGUGCUCUGGCGGUGAAUCGUUUCAAUGGUGUUAAACAUGAAUGCAAUUAUUUCAGUGGAUUCGGCUUGAAAUUGCCAUUGACACCAGAUGACCACAUCAACAAGUGCGCCAAGUAUCAUGAAAAGAUGCACAAUGUUUAUGCCAAAGCGAUUCGCUUGGCAAUUGAAGAUCGACUUCAAAUAAACGACAAGGUCCGUUUGAUGAUUUGUGGUGCUAAUGGGUGGAAAUUGCUUGAACCAGUGAUGGCCAUCAUUGACAAUUCGAAAACCGUCGAAGUGUUUGUCUUUGAUGAAGAUCCCUGUGCACGAAUUUCGAUAAAGGAAGCCAUCGAACAUUUGUAUGCCGACCGAAAUACAAAAAUUACCAUUUUGGCUGAUGCAAAUGCCGAAGAGUAUUUCGCUGAGAUGGAUAUUGUUGUUUCGAUCACUUCGAGAGCGAUUUAUGAGAGUCAAUGCUUGCAAUUCAAUUUUAAUCGAGUUCACGAAUACAUUCGACCAGAUGCGAUUUUCAUACCCGGUCAAUCAAGCAUCUCCAUUGUGCCGAUAACAUGUGCGCUGGCCUAUUCUACGCUACAUGAGGGUGCAUUGAAAUUCAAUCACAGAAACUCCGCGCAUGAAUUACAAAGUUAUGAAAUACGAGCACAAAUCGUAUGCCCGCUGUAUACUCGAAAUUUUUAUGAGUGUGCCGAUGCGCAUGAGUUGUUUUCAUUCAAAUACCAAUGUUCGUACAAUGAUCGAAGUAUUCGUGUUACAACUGACAGUCGCACGAAGCGUUCGGAAUUCGUUUUAGAUCGUGAAGCGGUAGUCACAGGUUUUGCUGGCUAUUUUCAAGCCGUAAUGUACAAAGACGUAACAUUGAACAAUCGAACCAUGUUCAAUAAUCACAACAUCGGCUGUAUCCCAAUGGCGUAUUUCCCAUUGAAAUGUCCCCAGACGUUGAGUGCACAGGAAAAACUGAAAACUGCCUUUUGGCUGCAUAUCAAUGCCGAUAAACAGGAAUGUUGGUAUGAAUGGCACACCAUGGCACCCAUUCCAACAUCGUUCCAGAAUUUAAAAGGCGACUCAUAUACUCUACGUCAUUCGUAAACCAUCGCAACAUCAAUUCAAACAUUACACAUUUUUGUUUAAUUUUUUUUUCUCUAUUUUAUUCACAUUAUUUAAGCCUUAAUUUAGUGGAAUUUCAGAGCUCAUUCCGAGUUCGACCAUUUACAAUUUUCCUAUUUAUAUUAAGAAAUCAAAUAUUUUUUGCCGUACGUCUGAACCUUGCGUUCGAAUUGCGGCGAUUUGAUCGCAGUAUUCUGUGUAUAAAAUGGAUUCAGCGAAUGUUUCAGAUACACUUCGUACACAUCGUUGAAGAAGUUCUUUAUUCCCUCAUCAUUUCGAUUGUCAUGGACAAUGAUGAAUCGAAUCUGACUAGCGGUUACAAAUGCUGACACAAACCAUUGAUUGAAUUUGUCGAUCGACUUCAAAUACAUGUUAUUCGUUUUCCAUUUGUGCUGAUUUGAAAGAGAAAAGACAUUUAUGAAAAUGUUAUAUUUCGACAGAGAUUAUGAAGAAGAAAAGCAAAUAAAUAGUACCUCAUCAACUAAA